AUGUCAAUCACUGAGGUCCUGGACCAGGUGGACAUGGACGGAGCAGAACUGCUUCGGUUGCAGUUUGAUGACGGCCUGGACGGGCCUUCCGAGGACCCGCUCUUUGCUUACGUCAGUAGCCUCAUUGACUCCUGGCCCCCCGACCGUGACGUAAGGCUUUCGGAAUUUGUGCUCAGCUUGUUGCAGGAAGGGGACAACAUGGAGACACUUAGUCCUUCACACUCCCCAAUGGGCAGCGACAGCGGCAUCUCCGACUACAGCAGCAACGCAGGCCGCGUCGAAAACGGCACCCCCUUGGGUUGCCCGAGCCCCGAGAGCGGCGACAUCGAUUUCUCGCACAGUCCCAACUACUCCAAUCCGAGCCCAGCAUGCUCCGACCCUGUCUUCGUCGCUGAUGAGCUGCAAGCAGAGAGCCCGGAGGCUUUGAGAGUUCAGGCGGAUCACAGCUACUCUUUGACCAGAGGCAGAAGCGAGGACAUGGAUCUGCUGCAAAGUGUUUGGGCAGAGAAGCCUGAUACAGAUAUCUUCAUUGAUCUGGAUAAUCUGGUUACUGAGGAAAUGGCGAAUGACUUUGUCAGUGAUUAUGCCAGUGAGUUGCCUUGUACACUGGCCAUUGAGGACUCAACGCUGGAGGCAGUGCAGCACGACAACACAGAACAGUUCGACUUUAAGGAGAUUGUGCUCUCUGAGGAGGAGAAGCGGCUUUUAGCCAAAGAGGGCGCAACAAUUCCCACAAAUAUGCCUCUUACAAAGGCUGAAGAGAGGACCCUGAAGCGAAUAAGGAGGAAGAUUCGUAACAAGCAGUCCGCUCAGGAGAGUCGCAAAAAGAAGAAGGUUUACGUUGACGGCUUGGAGAACAGGGUCGCCGUCUGCACCGCACACAAUGUGGAGCUGCAGAAGAAAGUACAAUUGCUGCAGAAGCAGAACAUCUCUUUAAUUGAGCAGCUGAGGAAACUGCAGGCAGUGGUGAAGAUGUCUACCUUGAAGUCCAGCACGACAAGCACAUGUGUCAUGGUGUUCCUGCUGUCUUUUUGUCUCAUCAUCUUCCCGUCUGUCAAUCCAUUUGGCAGCAAAACGGACAAGAAGGAACUCUACCUCCCUUCUUCCAUCAUUUCCCGAACUUUGCGCUCGCUGCCGUCAGAGAGCACCGACGCAGUUCCCUACCUGGAACCCGAAGACGAUGAGCCAGAUCUUCACCUGCUUCCCCAAGCUGAACUGGAGAACAUCGAUGCAGUUUUUGCAGCCAGUAAUAAGAAUCAUACCCCCGACUACCAGCGCGUGGAGCAGCCCGACUCAGAGACAGCCAUCAAUGGCAACUCUUCGACCGAUUUCCCCGCUGCACCGCAGGUGGGAGAGGUGACACCGGGGGGCUCACAAGAAGCCUCCCAAGAUCCUGUAGCGGUGGACGCUGUGUCGUAUGAGGUCCCAGGGUCCAAGGCAACGUGGAUAGACCGGAAUCCUCCGUCUGUUAUAUUACAGCAGCACCGUUCAGAUGAGAUGUAG
This is a messenger RNA of Nerophis lumbriciformis (worm pipefish), 1503 nucleotides long. The record is from RefSeq and is a predicted model, not a curated record. Lineage: Eukaryota; Metazoa; Chordata; Actinopteri; Syngnathiformes; Syngnathidae.